This is a messenger RNA of Erythranthe guttata (spotted monkey flower), 1170 nucleotides long. It is a transcript of the gene PBCP, whose product is annotated as Protein phosphatase 2C family protein. Gene Ontology annotation, biological process: protein dephosphorylation. The record is from RefSeq and is a predicted model, not a curated record. Gene Ontology annotation, molecular function: protein serine/threonine phosphatase activity. Lineage: Eukaryota; Viridiplantae; Streptophyta; Magnoliopsida; Lamiales; Phrymaceae. Gene Ontology annotation, cellular component: chloroplast.
AAAGAAAGCAGGAGGAGCAAGUGAUAUUUUUCGUAGCUUGGUGGGAAAUGGCAAUUCCUCUGUUUACAACUAUUUCUUCUUACAGUACUACUACUACUACACACAGACACAGAUACUUGCACCAUCCCAUUUUUUCUUACAACAAGCUGCUUUGUUGUGCUUCUUCUUCAUCACCACCUGUUUCCUCCAAUUUUGUUGGUUCAGAGGCAGGUGUGUGUUUGAGUAUCGGAACCCACCUCAUUCCACAUCCCGACAAGGUUGAGAAAGGCGGAGAAGAUGCAUUUUUCGUUAGCAGCCACGGUGGAGGAGUUAUUGCAGUCGCCGAUGGUGUUUCUGGUUGGGCUGAGAAAGAUGUGAAUCCUGCUCUCUUCUCCCGCGAGCUUAUGACUAAUGCCUCCAUCUUUGUCCAAGAUCAAGAAGUUGACUAUAAUCCACGGAAUCUGAUAAGGAAAGCACACGCCGCCACCACUUCCAUUGGCUCCGCCACUGCUGUUGUUGCUAUGCUGGAAAGAAACGGGACACUCAAGAUCGCUAAUGUAGGUGACUGCGGCUUGAGAGUCGUACGAAAAGGGCAAAUAGUGUAUUCUACAUCUCCGCAAGAACAUUACUUCGACUGCCCAUACCAGUUGAGUUCAGAGGCCAUUGGUCAGACAUUUCUUGACGCAACGGUUACGACUGUGGAGUUAAUGGAAGAGGAUACUAUUGUGGUGGGGUCAGAUGGUCUCUUCGAUAAUGUCUUUGAUCGAGAAAUCGUUUCUGUUCUCAGCUCAUGCAAUAACGUUUCUGAUGCUGCAAAGGCAUUAGCUAACCUGGCUCAUAAUCAUUCAAAGGAUUCGAGUUUCGAUUCCCCCUAUUCGCAAGAAGCUCGAACCCAAGGUUUUGAUGUUCCUUGGUGGAAGAAAAUUAUGGGGAUGAAGUUAAUAGGUGGGAAACUUGAUGAUGUGACUGUAAUUGUUGGGCAGGUGAAGAGCUCAUUAAGCUCGUAAAGCUCGCCUUCUUCAUAUGGUGAUUCGAGACCCGAGUGGCUACCUUAGUGACCGAUGUUUAUUGAAAAGAAAUAUUUUUUAUAGUAUACUAUUCAUCUUAAUCGAACAAAAAUAUACGUUUUAUUGAAAUUUAUGGACAGAAAAAUACAUCGAAUUAACGAAUAAUGAAAGCAAUGAACCAGAA